Messenger RNA from Dimorphilus gyrociliatus, 241 nucleotides. Lineage: Eukaryota; Metazoa; Annelida; Polychaeta; Dinophilidae. The record is from the annotation of a GenBank genome assembly.
AAUGAUAAGCUAUACAUUAGUUUGUGAUUUCAACCAUGAUUGCCCUGAUAAAACUGAUGAAUCAUUUUGCAAUAGGGGUAAUAAAUGCCAAGAUUUAACUGAAAGAAUAUGUCAUAAUGGUCAAUGUGUUAGCACUGCCAGAGUAUGUGAUAAUGAAAGAAACUGUUUUGACCACAGUGAUGAAAUAUGUAAUGAGGAUGAAGCAAUAGAUAUCUAUUUUAAAAAUGGUGGUAUGAGUUAA